Molecule: messenger RNA, 11461 nt
Organism: Drosophila albomicans
Lineage: Eukaryota; Metazoa; Arthropoda; Insecta; Diptera; Drosophilidae
Gene: Hers
Product: protein split ends
Exons: 9
Coding region: 425-8914 (2829 amino acids)
Molecular function (GO): chromatin binding
Source: RefSeq, a predicted model, not a curated record
GAGAGCGCCAGUCUGAUAAGAUGCUCGUGAGCGUGUGUGUCGAGCGUCCGUGUUGAAACGAUUUUUUUCGCUGCGUGCUAAAAAGGCGCAACAACAACGAUAACGAACACCGCCUCACUCCUCCCCCCCCAAAAAACAAAAUACAGACAUUAAAUAAUAAACAAUAAAAAACAAAUAAGUGAAAGAAGCAUUAACAAAAUUGAAUCCUAAUAAGAAAGAGCACAGCAUGGCGCCGCUGCUGCCAAUGCCCAGCAAUGGCUUUGGCUUGAACUGUUACUGGUAUUCCCAGCUCACCUAAAGCCACCUAAACUGAGAGAGCGAGCGAGCGAGAGAGUGAGAGCGCGCGCUAGAGAGCGAGCGAGUGCCAAAGCCAAAGAGAGAGCGGGGCAAGAGAGUGAGUCUCUUGCUUGGCCAGCGCACAGCGAUGGGUCCAAAGAAGCGUUCGAGCGUCGCCGAGCGACAGCAGCGCUCCACAUCGACGGCAACCGCAAGCGCGACGGCGACGUCAACGUCAACGCCAACAGCAACGUCUCCAGCGACAGCAGCGUCGACGACGACGACGUCAGGUGCUUCCACGACGACAUCCUCGACGUCGACGUCGACAUCAGUGUCGAAGAAGCGUCACGGCGGCAAGCAGCAGAAGUUGACAACAGAUGAUGCCGACGACAAUAAAAAGCCGAGUGGCAAAUCGGAGGCAGCGACAAAGCGGGCAGCAACCACAGCUGGCAGCACGGAUAAAUCGGAUAAGUCGGAUAAAGCGAGUAGCUCGUCGCAGCUUAAGCUAACGGCCGAGGAGCGUCAGGAAGAUGGCAAAGCGCGGGCCAUCAACAAAAUGCUCAAGAGUCUGGACAUCAAGAUCCAUGGCUUCGACAAUCUGCUGCCCAGCGGCGAGGAGCGCAUGAGCGAAGGUCUCAAGUCCUCCAUAUCGGAGAAUGUGAAGACCAAAUCCCGUGCAGCUGCGGUGAAAGUGAUUGCCAGCCUCAAUCCCGGCAAGCCGAUAAAUGUGAAGCGACAGCGAGUGGAGCACGAUAGCAGCAAGGCGGAGAAGGAGAAGGAAAAGGAGCGAAAGCGUGAGCAUGAGAGAGAGAAAGAGAAAGAAAAGGAGAAGGAAAAGGAAAAAGAAAGGGAGAAGGAGAAAGAAAAAGAAAAGGAAAAAGAAAAGGAAAAGGAGAAGGAAAAGGAAAAGGACCUAGACAAGGAGAAGGAUAAUAGCAAAGACAAAGAGACAGUCAAAGAAAAGGACAAAGACAAAGAAAAGGACAAGGACAAGGACAAAGUAAAGGAGACAGUAUUAGGCGAGGGCAAGGAUCAAGAAUCUCUCAAGACCAGCAGCAAGCACUCCACGGCGAAAAAGGCCAAAUUAGAGGCGCCACAGCCACAGACGACGACGCCGCCCAGUAAAGUGAGCAAAGCCUCGAACAAGAAGCCGACAACAACUGAAACGAAAAAGGAGAAGGCGACAACAGCGCGUCAAAGCAGCAGCAAAGCGAGCAAAAAGACAGCAGCAACAACACCAACAGCAGCAGCAGCCAGUUCAGCAACUGCAAGUGCAACAGCAGCAGCAACUGCAACAGCAGCCACAACAGCAACCACAUCAGCAACCACAACAACUUCUGGGGCAGUAAAAGAAGCAAAUAAAACGCGUGCGCAACUCGAUUCGAAUACGGAAUCAGUGCAAAUGGAACUUGAAGAGAUUGGCUGCACAUCGACGCCAGUGGAAACAACAGCAGCCACAUCAGCAACACCAACAGCAACAACAGCAACAGCAACAGCAGCAACAACGAAGCAGCGGCCAAAGAUCAAGUACAGUAAAACAACAGCGAGCAAAGCGCGACUGCAGCAGGCCUGCAGUAAAAGUUCGUUAAGUGCGCUAAAUGCGGCCAAGGAUAUUUACGAUUUCAAAUCGGGCUCCGACGAUGAGGAGCCCAUCAAAAUGGUGCUGCCAACGCUGAAGGAGUUGCGUGAGUUUUCCGAUGAGGACAACAAGCCGCUGAAGCUGCUCGAGUUGCUGAAGCAGCAGCAAAAGUUGUUGGAUAAAAAGGAGAUCAAAGAGGAGACAGCAACAACAGUAGCUGCAACAGCAGCAACCACAACAACAGCAACAGUUGUGGCAACAACAGCAGCAGCCACAACAACAGCAGCCACAACAACAGCGACAACCACAGCAGGAACAUUAACAACAACAGCAGCAGCAACAAAAGAAGAGACUGCUGCCGCAGCAAGUGUUGCAAGUGAGACGCCAGCAACCACAACAACAACAACAACUACAACAACCGCUAAAGGUGCAAACAAGAAGCAAACAAAACGCAAGCUGCAAACACCAACACCCACAACAGCAACGGCAACAACAGCAGCAACCACAUCAGUAACAGCAACUUGUACAACAACAACUAGCAGCCACACAACAGUAGCAACUGCUGCACCAACAACAACAACAACCACAACAACAGCGGGCAAAAAGAAGCCAGCGGGCGGGAAAUCAAAAGUGUUGCAACCGCCGCCGAGCGACAGUUCGCAUACGGAGAGCAGCGACUCGGAGUUCGAGAAGAAGCUGAGCAGCUACGGGGCCAAGCGGCAUCGCAUGGCAUCGCUGAAUGCCCUGGCCAAGGUGCAGUGCCUCUAUGAGAAUGAAUCGCGGACCGCACACGAGUUGGGAUUGUCGAAGGCAACGCAACAACCGCCUCGAAUACGAACGCUCGAUGGCAGCGACGAUGACAACAACAAGUCGGAGUUGCAGCCACCCGAAAAGGACAGGGAAAAGGAUAAAGACAAAGAGAAGGACAAGGAAAAAGAGCGCGAUAAAGAGAAGGAAAAGGAUGUGGAAAAGGAGAGGGAGAAGGAGAAGGAGCGCAACGAACGCAACGAGACGCCGCCGGUGAAAGAGUUGGAGCCGCGUCGCGAGUUGAGGAACGUGACCGGCGGACGUGGUGUGGGCAAGCAUUGGGAAUUCGACAGCGACAGCGAGGCGGAGGAGCUGCAGCUGCAGCGUAUUGUGCAGCAGAAGAAGAAGAAGCUGCAGAAGAAAACACCGGCCAAGAAGCAGGAAACGGAAACGAAACGUGGUCCGAAGGCGCAAAAGAAAGCAACGCUGGUCGAGGACACCGACGACGAUGACGAACACGACAAGGAACCGCCCGAGAAGAAGGACAAAGACAAAGACAGAGAUAAGGACAAGGACAAGAGCAGGGAGAAGGAUAAAGACAAGGACAAGGAGAAGGAUAAAGAGAAGGAUAAGGACAAGGUGAAGGCGACACCCAAACAGCUUCCGAAGAAACGUAAAAGCGCCUUCACCGAGGAACUAAUUGGCGACUACAAAGGCAUUCUGGCACGCAAGCGCAUGGCCAGCCUGAAUGCCAGCGCCAUUGUUGCGGCCACCUACGAGGUGGAGCGACAUCUGGACAAGAAUUUGGCCAGCGAUUGCAGCAGCUUCGAGAGCUACGACGAGCUGGAGACGGCCAAGGCGAUCAGCAAAACAACCGCAGCCAAGGCGGCCAAGCAGCAAGCCGAACUCCACAUCAAAAAGGAGCCCAAGGAUGGCUCGAGCAAGGAGCGUGAACGGGAACGCGAACGGGAACGGGAAAGGGAACGAGAAAGGGAACGCGAGAGGGAACGCGAGAGCAAGGAGCUGAAAGAGCAACGUGAGGCCGCUGCGAAGCCGCAGAGCAACAUGAUCGAGGAGAGCAACGAUUCCAAGUACUCCAAGGAGACCAAGGAGACGAACACGGACACCACAAUCACGACGACCGGAUAUCGCGGCGAUUCGAGCAGCGCCAAGGAUGCCAAGGACUGCAGUCGCCCAACCUCCUCGAGUGUCGUCAUCGUCCAGGACACCGACGUAACCAUCACCGGUGUCUAUGUGAAUGCCAGCAACGGUGCCGCCCAGGAGGCCUACUGCAAGAUGCAGUAUCGUGUCCAGUCCAGCGUCACCGAGGAGCGUCUCUUGCGUCCCGGCUCGGUGGAACCUCCGAAAUCCUACACGCCGCUCAGCGCCCUGUCGAGCAUGUUGCCACCGGGAGCCAGUUCAGGACUUAGUGAAGCUCACAGCUCGCCACCGCUGCCCGUGCAACCGCCGGCGCCGCACGUUCUGCUGCCCGGCGAGCCGCUCAGUGCGGGGAUGUACCACGCCCCCGAUCUGGGGCUGCACACGGAGCACGCUCCGCCGGAUCAUCAUGGGCCACCGCCGCCGUCGUAUGCAGCGGCAGCCGCAGCAGCAGCGGCCGCUGCCGCCGCUUAUCAUGCGCAUCAGCUGGCGCCCUCUGGCGGCGGCGUCUUGCACAUGCAUCAUCAGCAUCAAUAUGCGGCUGCUCAUGCGGCGCAUGCGGCGCACGCUCAUCACUAUCAGCAGGCUGCCGAGUAUCAUGGCGGCCUGCCGCCACCGCCGCCGCCACCGCAUCAUUAUGGCGGACCACCGCCGCAGGCUCAUCACUAUGGCGGUCCCCCGCCGCCGCCCGUUGGUCCGCCCCCGGUGCCGCCGGAUCGCUGUGAUGUCGGCUCGCCACCGCCAUCGUAUCGGGCGAGCGCUUAUCCACCGCCUCCGGCUGCUGGGCCACCGCCCACUUUGGGGGGCGGUUCGAGUGCGUUUUGUGCUCCGAAUCCGCAUCAUCAUCAUCAUCAGCAGCAGCAGCAGCAACAACAGCAACAACAGUCGCAGCAGCAGCCGCAUCAUGAUCCCAGCGGCUAUUAUCAGCCGGCGGGUCCGCUGAUCUCGCCGCAUGUUAUUGCGCCACCGCCGCCACCGCCAGCAGGUUCAGCCGCCGCAGCAGCCGCGGCAGCAGCAGCAGCAGCAGCGGCCGCAGCAGCCGCAGCAGCAGCGCAACAACAACAGCAACAGCAGCAGCCAAUUAAGAAGCUAGCUGAAGACGCUGCCACAGACGUCGCAGCAGCAGCCAGCGCUGAAGUUGAUCCAGCCACAGCGGCAGCAGCAGCAGCAGCGGCAGCACAACAGCAACAGCAGCAGCAACAAGCUUAUUCCGGUGCCAGCGCUGUGGCUGCAGCUGCAGCAGCUGCGGCAGCCGCACAUCCGGGCGUGCCGUAUCCACGCUCGAUGCAUGCAGCACAGAUGCACUAUUCGACAGCGUAUCCGCCCAACUAUUAUACACCGUAUCCGGGCGAGGUCAUGUGCUAUUCGCCGCCCGCCUAUCAGCCCUAUUUCUCCAGCAAGGUGUAUCAGAGCGGACCGCCGCCGCCACAAGGCCAUCCGGCUGCCCAUCCGCCGCCGCCGCCACCGCCGGGCGCCUAUCGUCGCUAUCCCUACUAUCAGCACGCUGCGCCACCGCCCGGCCAUCCGCCGCCACCCGAUCUCUACGAUCAACAGCCGCCGCCACAGCAGCAGCAACAACAGCCGCCAUCAUCGCAGCAGCAACCAGGCAGCGGUGUGCCAGCACAACAGCAAUCGCAGCAGCAGCAACCCGUUUCGGUUGCAGCCGCCGCGGCAGCCGCUGCCGCCGCAGCAGCAGCAGCAGCCGCAGCUGGGGCAACAUCAGCGCCAGCGGGCACACAAUUGGUGCCAGCGCAUCAGCCACAGCCCCAGCAUCUGGAGCAUUAUCCCGGACCGCCCAGCUACUACGCCGGCUACAGUCCGGGGGGCGGCAGUGCCGCCGGACAGUGCUACACGCGAGGACUGCAGGGUCCUUAUAUGGAAUAUCCGCCACAGUGCCCAUGUCCAAUGCAACAGUCGUGUCCAAAAAACGUCCAUACUGGGCCUCAUAUUGGUAGCAACAGCAGCAGCAACAGCAGCAACAGCAACAACAGCAACAGUUUCUCACACAAGACGAGCAACAGUUUGAUGCUGAGUACUACGAGCAACAGCAGCAGCAGCAACAGCAGCAACAUGCCUGUGUUUGGCAGCAAUACGAGCAGCGAGAGCAGCAACACAUUGACAGCCACCAGCCACAUUACAGCAGCAACAGCAACAACAACAGCAGCAGCAACAUCGUCGACGACAUCAACAACGCUGACUACCAGUAGGGGCCCAGUUAAAAAUGGCACCAACAACAACAAUAAUAUCAUAAACAACAACAACGACACUGAUAACAACAACACAAAGGUGAAUAACAGCAACAUGAAUAUGCGUGUUGCAAGCAACACAACAACAACGUUCGCCACACUGGCGACAACAACAAAAACAACAACAACAACGGCAACAGCUGGCACAACAACAACACCAACGGCAACGAACAACAUUGGCACACAGUGCCAAAUGCUGGUGAAAACCGAGCUGAAAACGUCGAGCGACGUCGACAACGGCAACGGCAAUGGCAAUGGCAACAGCAACAAUCACACGACCAAAAUGCAAUACGAGGCACACGUGAUGCCGCCGCCAACGCCGCCCGAAAGCUAUUGCGCCAGCGAUGACAAGUUGCUGGAGGAGCAGGACACAGAACCUCUGGAUCUGGAAGCGGAGCGAGAGCAACGCGUUGCCAAAGAUAUUGAAUCGUAUGAUUUAACGGGCAGCACGCCGCCGCCGCCGAUGGUGGCAAGCGUGAUGCCACGUAAAGCGCGUAUUGGCAAAAGCAUGGCCAGAGAGAUGGUCUAUGCAGCCCAGCAGCAGCAGCAGCAGCAACAACAGCAGCAGCAGCAACUGUUGCAGCUGCAAUUGCAACUGACGAAGCAAGCAGAAGCAGAGCCACAAUUGCCUUUUGUACUUAAAGCGGAAAUCAAAGCGGAAACGGAAACAAAACCAGAGACCAAAAUCAAAAUCGAGCACGAAGAUGCAACAGCAGCAGCAACAGCCACAGCAGCGGUAGCAACAGCAGCCAUAGCGGCAGCAGCAGCAGUAGCUGAGACAACAGCAACAUGCAACACACAUAUCAGCAAGCUGCACGAUCUGAAGCCAACAAUCAAAACCGAACCCGAAGCGGAGCUGGAAGCAACAGUUGCCAGCAGCAACAGCAAUGCGACCGACGACAACAGCAAUGGCAACAACACCAACAGCAAUGGCAUUGUUAAGCAGCGUCUCAAUUUGCUGUCGUCAACGUCGACAACAGCAGCAACAGCGACGGCAACGGGAGCAACCAAAAGCAAAACGCACAGCUACAAGAGUCUCAUCAAGCAGGCGGAGCCAAAGAAUUAUUUGUGUCCAGGUCGCAAAUUUGUGCGUCGCUACGGACGCACGCAAGCCAAGUAUGUGAAGCGUCGCCAAUUGGUGCUAACACAGCGACAACAGCAGCGACUACGCGCACAGCGACGCGAGCAACACUUGCAACAACAGCAACAGCAGCAACAACAGCAGCAGGCAACACAUGCGGCACAACAGACGAUGGCAACAACGAUGGCAACGGUGGCCAUUGGCACCAGCGACAUCUGCGAGCAAUCAACCUCGACAUUGGGGCUGCCCAGCGGCUGUUCGCCGAGUGCGUCGCCGAAGCGUGUGCGACCACGUAAGCAGGCGAUUGCAUCGCUGCAUCUGCUGGGCAGUCUGGACACGCAGCUGACGCGUGGCUACUUCAGUGAUCCCGAAUUGAACAGCACCAGCAGCAGCAGCAGUGGCAAUGUCAGCGGCAGCAGCGGCGCAGCCAACAAGCAACUUUAUGCGCCAGCAACACCAUCGCCGUUGUUGGCGGUGACGACGACAGCAACGUUGCCGCUGGCCGAGAAACGUUCCAAGUCGGAGACGAAAAAGCCGCUGGCAAGCGUGACGUUAGCAACGCUGCAGGCAACAGCAACAGCAGCAGCAACCACUCAGCAGCAACAACAGCAACAGUCUACUACCUCAGCUGGCGCGGAAGCGCCGCCGGCCAAGAAGGCGCGUAAGCAGCCAGCAAAGGUCAAGGCGAAGAGCAAACCUACAACAGCCAAGGGCCGCAAGUCUGCAGCAGCAACAGCAGCAGCAACAACAGUUGCUACCAGCACAGCAGCGACAGCAACAAUAACUGCUGCUGAGACCAACAACAAUGAGUAUCAAACGGCCGAUUUGCAGGCGCAAAAAGGCAGUGCCACGCCCACAGUGCCAGUAGCUGAUGCAACAACAACAACGAGAACUGCAACAGCAGCAGCAACCGCAACAGCAGCAACCACAGCAGCAAACACGCCGCCUCAGCAACAUUCCGAUGAGCAACACAAGUUCCUGGUGCCUCAAACGCCGCUCGAGUGCAUGUUAACAAAUGCGACCAUGCCCACAACCACGCCAACGCCCACAUCAACAGCUGCAACAGCAACAGCAACAACAGCACGCCAAGCGCAUGCAACAACGCACACAAAACGCGCGCGUUCGCGUUGCAAAUUUGGCAAUCGCAAGAAGCAGCGACAGCGACCCGGAGGCGUCAGCAACGAGCUAGACGAGACGCAGCCGCCGGCAACACGGGCCAAUGUGGUGCCAAAGUGGAACAACGGCUGGAUGUGGGAGGGCAAAGCGUUCCAAGGCGCCGUCUUUCUCAAUAGCGAUGAUCCUUUGGUGUUGCGCACUUGUUAUCCAGCGAUGCGACAUGUUGAGGGCGACAUCAUCAGGACCCGCGAUUGUGUGCUGCUCAAGGCGAACGAGGACAACGAGCUGCCCUAUGUCGCCAAGGUGGCGCAUCUCUGGCAGAAUCCCGAGGAUGGCGAGAUGAUGAUGUCGCUGCUGUGGUACUAUCGACCAGAGCACACGGAUCAGGGACGACAGCGUAACGAUUGCCCCGAUGAGGUGUACGCCUCACGGCAUCGGGAUCACAAUUCGGUGGCCUGCAUCGAGGAUAAGUGCUACGUGCUGACCUUUAGCGAGUACUGCAGAUAUCGUCGACGUCUGCGAGCGGCCGAAGAGGAUGUGGAGGAUGUGAGCAUUGUGCCGCGUCGCAGCAAUACGGCAAAUUGUUACACGGUGCGCACCGUGCCCGAUCACACUAAUCCGGAGCUGGUGAUGUUCUGUCGUCGUGCCUACGAGUUCCGGACGCGUCGCCUGCUCAAGUUGCCCCAAAAGAAUGCGCUCGUGUGCAGCUAGCGCCGAGCCAAACAACAAUCGCAACAACAACAACCGCAGCAACAGCACAAAGAAAUUGGAUUGGGUAUAGGAAUGGGAAUGGGAACGGAAAUGCAACUGGAGAUAGAGAUAACAAGAGAUGAUGAUGACGGUCAUGACGAAGACGAUGACGAGGCAAGAAAAGUGGAAGCAGAAAAACAAAAUGGAAAACUUAGGAUACGUAUGCUUCAUUAGCUUUUAAGAGGCGACAGAGGAUUAGAUCAAUCGAUGCUAAACCAACAAAGACAAAAGCAACACCUACACACACAAACACACACUCACACACACACGACCAAAAUGGGAAGAGGGCAAAAGAAAAUGCGAAAUGAUAGUUAAGGAAAUGCAAGAAACGGAUUUACAUUGUAUAUGUAAUUGUAAUUUACAUAAUUUAUUAUUUAUUAUGCGCCCAACGCACACCCAAAAAAAACAACAAAAACAAAAAAUACACCCCAACACACACACACACACACACGCAUAAUUUGUUAUUAAGUUAAAUGUAUUUAUUAUUGAGUUUAGUCAACAAUCUUAAGUUUCAUCUCUCAAUUAUUUUAUUCUACCUUUUUUUUUUUGUUUGUUAUUCUUAGUUUCAAUUCGAUUUCAUUUCAACUUCAAUUUGAAUUUCAAUUUCAACUGAAUACUACUCCACAAAAUUAAUGCUCAGGCAAAUCAACUUUGCGCACACGCUCUGCUAAAAUUGGAGAAUCAACAAAUCGUUGUUAAAAUCCACAGAAAGAGAGGGAAAAAGAAAGAGGAGGAGGAAAAAUAGAAGAGAAAAAGAAAAAACUUAACACAAUUCUACGCGCUGUUGGUUUUUUUGUUGUUAGUUUUUGUAAGCAAAAAAAAUAAAUAAAAGUAAAAGAAAAACCACGCAAGUGAAAAAAAGAAAGAAAUAAUAGAACGGAAUAGAGAAAGAGAAAGAAGAGAGAAAGAGAAAAGAAGAAAAACCUUAAGCAUGUUUGCAAAAUAUAUUUAAUUUUUUUCCUGUUUUUUUUUUUUUUUAGUUUAUGUUGAGCAAAAUACUUUGAGAAAUUUGAUUUCUGCAACAAAUUAUUCAUAGUUUUUUUUUAUACACACAUAUGAUUUAGACCAAAUUAAGUACAUAUACUAAACAGUUUUUUUUAUAUAUAUAAUUAUGUAUAAAUACAUAUAUAAAUAUAAAUAUAUAUACAUAUAUAUUCUUAACAUAAUUGAAGCACUAUCUUUAAGUUGCAUAACAAAAAUCCUUAAUAAACAAUCGAGAGAAAAACAAAAGAAAACAAAACAACAACAACUACAAGUCACAUACAUUAACAAGAAGUACUUUAACUAUAUUAUUUAAUUGUAAUGCUUAGCGUUUUUAGUUAGUAAGCAAUUGAGAAUCAUUUGUUUUAUACCAAAUACAAAUUAAUUUAUGCACUUAAUUUAAAAACACAAAACAAAAACACACACACACACACACAGAACACAACCAACACAUACAUAUAUACAGUGUAUUAUCUAUAUAUUAUAUAUAUUAUUAUUAUUAUUAUUAUUAUUAUUAAUAUGAUCAUUAUUAUUUUUUACUAAAUUCUUUUUUUAUGAUAUUAAAAGAAAAGCCCAUAAUAAAAAUCCAUUUUAAUCGAACACUCUUACAGACUCUUUUUUUUAGUUGAUUUAUUUUGUUUGGUAAAGAGAAAACAAAAAAGAUUUUUCUCUUAUAUUUUUUUAACUUUGAGCCAAACACAAAUAUCACAAGAAAUGUUAUAAAUUUUGAAACUUCCAGUAAAUUUAAUUAUAGGUUGAAUAAUGAUUGCAGUUCAGAAAUAUAAAUCCUUUUUUUUUUAAUAAUAUUUCAUAGAUCGUGUUAAAUUGCUAAAUUGAUACUGUUCAGGAAUAUCAACGAAGUCUUCUCAUAACUGGAAUUUUUUUUAUGUAAAAUUGUGUUGCAUACUUUUGGGCUGCUUAUUUUAUUUCGAUUGUAUACGAUUUGAGCUAGUUGAAGGUGUGCCAAGAAACUUAGUAGGAAGCAUAAUAAAAAAUAAAAAAAAGACAAGCAAACAUAUACACGUACAUAUUACAUAUAAGCAUGUAGGGGGCUAAAGUAGGCGUGUCAAGUGCUAUAUGUAGAGCGUUAGAGAGCGUAGUGAAGCGAAUACUCGAAUAAUCGAGUGUGUGUGUAUGUGUGAAAGAGGAACAUCCGAAGAAGAAGCAAAUUAAACACGUUCACCCACACACACUCACACAUACAAAUACACACACACAUACAUACAUACAUACGUACAUAUAAAGUAUACAUAAGUAAGUAUAUAGGGAGCAUAGCAGAAACAUAUGAAACAUGUAUACCAAAAAUACAAACAAAACUUAUAUAUCAAAAUCAAAAAAAAAACGAAAUAAAAAGACAGUUUACAACUCGGACCAUAUAUAGGGAAUGGUAAUGGGUAAUGCGAUAGGUUUGUCGGUGGGGGGGAUUUGGGGGAUAAACGGGAAUGUAUGCGCAAACACAGAUGCAGGAUAAAAACAAUUCAAUUACAACAUUGAGAGGUGGUAUACAGAGAGCAAGAAACUAGCCAA